AUGGAGAUUUCUUUACAACUGAGCCUCUACCACCAAGCUACUGGUAAUCGAUCAGACAAGGCUGACGAAGAUGACUCUCAGGAUGAGUCUGUUGUUGGCCACAUGGAUCAAUAUGGCUACCGCAGGCUCUGUUACACGUUGGGUGGGGGUGCAGAAGGUGGUGAUGGGAAAGAGCCUGUAGCCAUUUCAGAGCUGGGAGGAGAGCGCCCCCCUGGGGAGCCUCGCGUCGGUCACCCGGAUGAUGGUCCUGGCCCAUUGCGGCCGACUGAGGGGAUGAAAAAUCUCCCUUUGCAGAGAGGUUCCACUUCGGGGCCACUGGGGGUGACACCAUUCUGCGUUCAGAUCUUGCAAUCCCUUCUGCCAUCGCGGCGUGAGGAGCCGGGGAGGCUGCUACUUCCGCGACAUCCCACCGCCUGUGCGAGUGACACCGUGGUCGAGGCGCCGCUACCCGUGAGCUUCAUGAAGCCUUUGCUCCUGCCCACGCCUGACAGUGUGCCCUCCUGUGGGAUCGGAAUUGCUAACUCUGUGGAGGCCCCCCUGCCCCUCUUCACACUGGUUCUGGGAAGUUCGGCAGUGCCCGGCACGGUCCACGUUUUGUCUGCAGGCGGGGCGGGAAUGAAUUCUCUGCAGUUCAUGGGACAGCAGCUGUUUGCAACCGCAGAUACCAGUUCCAGUAAGGGAUACAUGCAGCCAAGCCUGUACAGACGGCCUGGCCAUCCUGGAGGAAUGGGCUACUCAGGAAGCUACACGGGUAGCCUGGCACCAUCCGAGGGGAUGGGCCUUUUGUCGCACUCCAGGCCUCCGGCACACUUUGCCCAGCCCACGGCCGUUGCUGUCGCAGCCGCCACAGCAACCGUCGCUGCCACAGCAACCGUUGCCGCAUUGCAGGAAAAGCAGAGCCAGGAGCCCUUGGGACCGUACAGAUUGAUCAGCGCGGCGCAGCCUUCCAGCAGCCCGUACUUGACCCACUCGGGAGCCAGGGGCCUGGCCCAGACGCCCACAGGAGUGGGCCCCCCCGGGGGUUUGGCAGGAGUGAUGGGGCAACCGGGCAUCUCUGCGAACCACCCGCGCCCGCCCCCGGUCAACGCCCAAAGCCAGCGCGUGCCGCAGCACGGCUACCUGGGGAGCCAGCAGAUGCCCGGCCCAGGGCUGAAGAGGCCGUAUGUCAGUGAGGGCUACUUGGGCGAAAACUACCCUCCUGUCAACCCCCAGCAAUCACUCCCUUCUCCCAGCUACCCUGCCAGGAUGCCAAGCCAGCAGAAUGCCGGGCGGUACCCCAUGCCCCCCAGCGCCAUGGGGCAGUAUUUUAAGCCCUCGGAGCAGUACAGUGGACAGAGCAACAGCUUUGCGGUUGGGAGUUACAGUAACUACACUCAGGCCAACAUGAAUGGGCUUGCGAGGUCGUUGGCCGGUUACUCCAACUCUCCGAUCAUGGGAAAUCCCACGCUCCCGCUGACUCUGGGAAACAGUAGCCCCCCGUACCUGUCUCCGAGCCAGGAAGUCACGUCAGCCUUCCACCCGGACAUAAAGCCCAGCCUGAAUAAUCUCCCCCCACCCACCUCAGCAAACCCCGUGGACGAACUCCGCUUGACAUUUCCCGUGCGUGAUGGCGUCGUCCUGGAGCCGUUUCGGUUGGAGCACAACCUCGCCGUCAGCAACCAUGUCUUCCACCUUCGUCAUUCUGUUCACCAGACGCUGAUGUGGAGGCCAGACUUGGAGCUCCAGUUCAAGUGUUACCAUCACGAAGACAUGCAGAUGAACACAAACUGGCCAGCUUCAGUUCAGGUCAGCGUCAACGCUAACCCCCUGACAAUAGAGCGAGGCAACAAUAAAACCUCACACAAACCUCUCUACCUGAAGCACAUGUGUCAGCCUGGGAGGAACACCAUUCAAAUCACAGUGACAGCCUGCUGCUGUUCCCACCUGUUUGUGCUACAGUUAGUACACAGACCCUCAGUCCGAUCAGUGUUGCAAGGCCUCCUGAGAAAGAGAUUACUACCUGCGGAACACUGCAUCGCAAAAGUCAAACACAACUUCAGCAGCAGUGCUUCUGCCAUUUCGUCUGGGAACCCCGGGCUGAGCGGGGAGGAUGGCUUGGAGCAGACGGCGAUGAAAGUGUCACUGAAGUGCCCGAUCACCUACAGGCAGAUCCAGCUGCCAGCGCGAGGGCAUGACUGCAAGCACAUACAGUGUUUCGACCUUGAGUCCUACCUACAGUUGAACUGUGACCGAGGAACCUGGCGAUGUCCAGUAUGCACUAAGACAGCCAUGCUGGAAGGGCUGGAAAUCGACCAGUACAUGUGGGGCAUCUUAGCGGCCAUUCAGAACACGGACUUUGAGGAGGUGACAAUCGACUCAACAUGUAGCUGGAGGCCGGUGCCUGUGAAGUCGGAGCUUCACGUCAAAGACGACCCUGAUGGCCCCCUAGCCAAGAGGUGCAAGACCAUGAGCCCCAGCCAAACGAUCAUGCCCAACAUCAUGGAGAUGAUAGCGGCCCUGGGAUCCGGGACAUCUCCCUACCUGUCGCUGGCGCUGCCACCAGGGGGCGUCAGCCACACCGACUAUGCCCAUCAGAAUUCUGUCUAUGGUGGGCAGGGGAGUUUUGCAGAUUUUCCCCAUGGCGCUCCUGACAACACAUCCAUUAAUGAGUUUACGCAUGGACCACCCAUGCCCUACCCAGCGGACAUCCCAAAUAUGGCUCCUGACAAAUCCCUCGGGCACUCCAUGCUGGAUCAGAUUCCUCAUUCUGGAACAAUAGACCAAUCCGACACGACUCUGCAGCAUGGAGUCCAUGCACAUCACCUCAGCGGUCAGUUGCUGCAGCAUCGCAGCCCAUCCCGACACCUGCGGCAGCUCCAGCAGACAAGCAUUGGAGUCCAUUCACGUAGCGAACUGACCUUCAACCCAUCUGCAGUAAUGGAAGGUCAGGCAAGGGGCCAAGGGGCAGCUGAUGUUCCCGAGUCUUCUCUAGAACUUCUUCCAGAGAUCACGAACCCAGAUGAACUCCUGUCAUACCUAGGACCUCCAGACAUGCCAAACAACAGCAAUGAUGAUCUUCUCUCCUUGUUUGAGAAUAACUGAGAUUCUUCCCCUCUCCCAGUGGGCUAACAACACUACAGUAACCUUUGCUCCGUCUCCACUGAAGUUCAGCUGAUACUGUGUACUGCCUUGCGUUGUUGGUAGUGCGAAGGUGAUGACGGAUGUCUUUGUGGACUUGACUGGAAGGAGAUCCUUCCAGGCCCAUUGUAAAAUGCCAUCUCACGUCUUCAGGGUUAGAAAUACCUUAGGAACACUAGGAUACGGACCAGGUUAGAAAGUCUGGCCAGCUGGAAGAAAGCAGUUUCUGUAACUACCACCAAUGGUUGUCAAGGAAUCAGCAGGAUAAUCUUUCGCUAUGAAUGCAAAUCUUGUCUGGAGUUCAAGUCAUUGGAAAGCAAACGAUGAGUUCAAAGUGGCAGUUAGCCCCAGGCCACUAAUUGCAGAAAUUUUAUUUUUUCCAGCUGAGGAAUUUUGUGGACUAUUCUCCACAUUCACUUUUGAAGUGAGGUCUGUGACAUCCUGGGAAGCAAAUGCUAUGUACAGAAACAAAAAUAUAACAGAACUUGAGAAAACUCAAAGUACAGCGGCUUUCCUGGAUCCCUGCACUUUCGUUCGUGUAAGAGAGAUAGAUGAACGUUGAAACUGACUUCUGAAUUAUUCAACAGAAUGCAAAAAAGAAGACCAAUUACUAAAUUUUUAAAAAAGCACAAGAAAUUAUAAGUAUGUAAUGUAGGAAUACAGCGACACAGAAGGGAAAAAUCUCUCUUCUUGUAAUGGAACAGUAUCACUGCCUACAUUUCACAACUUGUGAGUAAAGAUAUUGGACGUCAUAUCAUUUUAAUAUAAAUGCAGUACACGUGAUUAAAUGACAGAGUACUAUGUUAUUAUUCCAUUUUGAUGUCCCCACACCUUUUGACCAUUUUUGUUCUUUUGUAUAUUUGGGGGGGAAACAUUCCCUAAUGUUAGUGGAGACUUAUCUGAAUACAGCAGUAUUGUUCGACACAUUGCAGUUCUUUGCACCAAAUCCACAUGGCACUGAAAUCUAGUUUUCUUCCUUUUUAAAAUACCUUUUAAAGUAUCCUUUGGCAAAACAACUGACAACAGUACACCACCACUGCCAUGCAUUUUAACGCUGCAAAGUGAAAGGCAACUUUUUAUGCACCUUGCAAUGAGGGAGGUGGUUCAAAACAGUACAAUUAUUGUGUAAGAAAAAUUUCCAUUUUUACUUUCUGUAUAUGCAGAUUGCUUUUUUUGGGGCGGGUGAGGGUGUGUAAUAUUAAAUUUAUAUUUAAUCAGUUUAUUGGGCUACUGCAGUUCAAGAUAUUCAUGAAAUAUUUAAAGGUGGCUCAGAUAAAUAAGUCAAUUUUGUAUGUGUAAAUCUGGGUUUUAGAUUUGGAAGAAAGGAGCAGCCACAUUUAGGGUAUUACCCUUCUUCAGAACUCCCAAAAUGUUGACUUCUCCUUUCCUCCGGAUGCUGCCUGGAUUGCUGUUCUUCCAGCCUCCUGUUUGUUUACCUUGGAUUCCUGCACCUGCAGUUUUUUUUUGUUUCUAACUGGGUUUUAAGUUUAUUGAAUCCAUUUCCUUUAUUCAGAUUUUCCAGGGAUGUACUGAAAUCUGAGAGACAAUAAAUGCUAAUUGUUCUUUGUUUAAUUUUGAAAAUGUUUUUAAAACUACUGCUUUGAUAGAGGAAGACAUUUUAAUACAACAAUCUAUCUAUUCAUUGAAACCCUGUUUCCACAUCAGUUCCAGUAUAUGAAGAGCUGAAUUGCUGAAUUUUAAGUAUAUUAAAUUAGACUUGAAACAAAUAAAUAGGAUGCAACUGAAUAUCUGAGAAGAGAAAGACAGACUGCCAGACUCUUCAACAAAACUGACACCCUCUAAAGCUCUGAGUAAAAUAAUGAGAUGAUAUUAUUUGGUACAAACAGGAAAUUUUCAUAAAGGGGUAACAAAUGAGUUCAAUAGCAAGGGAGACAGAGGGCAUUCAUAAAUUGUGUGUAAGGGUCAGGCUUAUAGAAUGGAAAAAGUAGAAUUGAACAUCUCUGAUCAGCACAGAGUAAUAUCAUGUGAAUAAAUGCUAACAAGCCAGGGGAGUAGGACAGUAGAUGCCAGCUGAAAUAAGAAACUGUUCUUAUUGCUGCUUAAGGAAUGAUCUGUUGUGCUGAAGGGGAAGAUGAGAUGCUGUCCAGAAGGGUAGUGACUAAGAGACCACAUUGUUUUAAUUGUCAGGUUUUGCUUUUCUUAAUUUUCCCAUGUUUUCUUUUAAUUAACUGUGCACCAUUUCCCGAGCAAAGAUUUUAGCAGGCAACUGGGUUGUCAAGAAAUGCUGAUCUCUUAUUUUGCGAUCCUCAGUUUCUGUACACUUCCAGCUGAGUUUAUGAUUUGGCCUGUGGAAAUGACCAGCUGUUUACCAAUGUAAUUACCUGGCGAUUUUUAGUUAUUGAAUAAAACAGGGAAGGUUGCAGAUUUCCACUACCAAUUAUGUGAAGAACCAGCUCCUCAAAAUUAAUAUUUUGACCCUACCAGAUGAAAGAAGAGUGAAAUCAUCAGAUUCUUCAAACAUUUGAAACACUUCAAUUAGAUCACAUCUAAACCUUCUACACUCAGGGAAAACUUGGUGGCGUACGCAACCUGUCAACCCUUUAGCUCCUGUGACGUUCUGGUGAAUUUACACGGCCCUUGGGCUGCAUAGGUAGAAUCAGUCUUAUCAGACCCAUGGGAGGAGGAGAGGUUGGGGAAGAGGUGGGGAGAGAGAGAAUGAGUGCAGGAAAGGGAGGGGUGUGAGAGACAGUGCAGAAGGAAGGAAUGAA
This is a messenger RNA of Stegostoma tigrinum, 5846 nucleotides long. RefSeq names its product zinc finger MIZ domain-containing protein 1-like. Gene Ontology annotation, molecular function: SUMO ligase activity; zinc ion binding. The transcript is spliced from 22 exons. Gene Ontology annotation, biological process: protein sumoylation; regulation of transcription by RNA polymerase II. The record is from RefSeq and is a predicted model, not a curated record. Lineage: Eukaryota; Metazoa; Chordata; Chondrichthyes; Orectolobiformes; Stegostomatidae. Bases 1 to 3081 code for a protein of 1026 amino acids.